This is a messenger RNA of Arabidopsis arenosa, 4208 nucleotides long. The record is from the annotation of a GenBank genome assembly. Lineage: Eukaryota; Viridiplantae; Streptophyta; Magnoliopsida; Brassicales; Brassicaceae.
GGUGAACCCAGCUCAGAUUUGAAAAUUGAAGGUCGUAGACGAAUCACAAGGAAACAGAGAAGUGCUGUGAGAUUUCUUUUUGGCGGACGAAAACGGAGAUAAGCUUUUGGGGGAAAUGGCGACGCCGUUACCAGAUUUUGAGACGGCGAGAGGCGGCGGAGGAGUGGCGUCUUCUUCAACCACGGUUCUUACGAGUUCUGUGUCUUCCUCUUCUUCCUCUCGUCCGUUGCCUGUGGCGAAUUCGUUCUCGGAAGACGCGGAAGAGAUUUCUCCGAUCCUGAUUUUCUUGUUCUUUCAUAAGGCAGUAUGUAGUGAGCUUGAAACUCUUCACAGAUUGGCGCUGGAGUUUGCUACUGGUCACCAUGUCGAUCUCCGGCUGCUUCGUGAACGGUACCGGUUCUUGAGAUCCAUCUAUAAGCAUCACUGCAAUGCCGAAGACGAGGUGAUAUUUUCAGCUCUUGACAUACGUGUGAAGAAUGUAGCGCAAACAUAUUCUCUUGAACACAAGGGGGAAAGCAAUCUUUUCGAUCAUCUCUUUGAGCUGCUGAAUUCUGCCACGGAAACUGAUGAAAGUUACCGAAGGGAGUUGGCUCGUUCUACUGGAGCACUUCAGACUUCUGUUAGCCAGCACUUGGCAAAAGAACAGAAACAGGUGUUCCCCUUACUUAUUGAGAAAUUCAAGUAUGAGGAGCAAGCUUACAUAGUCUGGCGGUUUCUCUGCAGUAUUCCUGUGAAUAUGCUUGCUGUGUUCCUGCCAUGGAUUUCUUCCUCCAUUUCAGUAGAUGAAAGCAAGGAGAUGCAAACGUGCUUAAAGAAGAUAGUUCCAGGCGAGAAGCUCCUUCAGCAGGUUAUUUUCACCUGGUUGGGAGGGAAAAGCAAUACUGUGGCUUCGUGUCGCAUUGAAGAUUCUAUGUUCCAGUGCUGUCUAGAUUCUUCUAGCAGCAUGCUUCCUUGUAAAGCAAGUAGAGAACAGUGCGCAUGUGAGGGGUCCAAGAUUGGGAAGAGAAAGUACCCAGAGCUUACUAAGUUUGGUUCAUCCGAUACUCAGAUGCACCCAGUUGAUGAGAUAAAGCUCUGGCACAAGUCAAUCAACAAGGAGAUGAAAGAAAUAGCCGAUGAGGCUAGGAAGAUUCAGCUAUCUGGAGAUUUUUCGGAUUUAUCUGCAUUUGAUGAACGCUUACAAUAUAUUGCUGAAGUGUGCAUCUUCCACAGUCUUGCAGAGGACAAGAUUAUAUUUCCAGCAGUAGAUGGGGAGUUUUCAUUUUCUGAGGAGCACGAUGAAGAAGAAAAUCAGUUUAACGAGUUUCGAUGCUUAAUUGAAAAUAUCAAGAGUGCUGGAGCCUCUUCUACUUCCGCUGCUGAAUUUUACACCAAGUUGUGCUCACAUGCUGAUCAAAUAAUGGAAACUAUUCAAAGACACUUCCACAACGAGGAAAUUCAGGUGCUACCCCUUGCACGAAAGAACUUCAGCUUUAAAAGACAACAAGAACUUCUCUACCAAAGCCUGUGUAUAAUGCCAUUGAGACUAAUUGAACGAGUUUUGCCAUGGUUGACGGCAUCUUUAACAGAAGAUGAAGCUAAGAAUUUUCUGAAGAACUUGCAAGCUGGAGCACCUAAAUCAGAUGUUGCUCUCGUUACUCUUUUCUCUGGUUGGGCAUGCAAAGGACGCAAAGCCGGGGAAUGCUUGUCUCCAAACGGGAAUGGUUUAUGCCCUGUUAAAACACUAAGCAACAUUAAAGAAGUCAACCUUCAGUCAUGUAAUACUUGUGCGUCUGUUCCAUGCACGAGUAGGAGUACAGAAUCGUGUUGCCAGCAUCAAGAUAAAAGGCCAGCUAAGCGAACUGCUGUAUUGUCUUGUGAAAAAAAAACCACCACGCACUCGUCAGAAGUUGCAAAUGGGUGUAAGCCAUCUGGAAAUGGUAGGUCAUGCUGUGUUCCGGAUCUCGGAGUUAACAAUAAUUGUCUGGAACUUGGUUCUCUUCCAGCAGCUAAAGCUAUGAGAUCUUCUUCGCUAAACUCUGCUGCACCCGCUCUUAAUUCCAGCCUCUUUAUUUGGGAAAUGGAUAGUAACAGCUUUGGUACUGGACAUGCCGAGCGGCCAGUUGCUACAAUAUUCAAGUUUCACAAGGCCAUAAGCAAAGAUCUAGAGUUUCUUGAUGUUGAAUCUGGAAAGCUCAUUGAUUGCGAUGGGACAUUUAUUCGUCAAUUUAUCGGUCGAUUUCACCUACUCUGGGGUUUCUACAAGGCUCAUAGUAAUGCAGAAGAUGACAUCCUAUUUCCAGCUCUGGAAUCGAAGGAGACGCUUCACAAUGUCAGUCACUCUUACACGCUCGACCAUAAACAGGAGGAGAAGUUGUUUGGUGAUAUUUAUAGUGUCCUUACUGAACUUUCAAUUCUUCAUGAGAAGUUACAGAGUGAUUCUGUGAUGGGGGACAUAGCUCAAACUGACACUGUUCAGACUGAUAUCGAUAACAGUGACUGCAAGAAGAAGUACAAUGAACUGGCUACAAAGCUACAAGGGAUGUGCAAAUCCAUUAAAAUCACUUUGGAUCAGCAUAUUUUCUUGGAGGAACUGGAGCUAUGGCCUCUAUUUGACAAACACUUCUCCAUUCAAGAGCAAGACAAGAUUGUGGGUCGUAUAAUCGGAACAACGGGUGCUGAAGUUCUCCAAUCUAUGUUACCAUGGGUGACGUCUGCCCUUUCUGAAGAUGAGCAAAACAGAAUGAUGGAUACCUGGAAGCAGGCAACCAAGAACACAAUGUUCGAUGAAUGGCUUAAUGAAUGCUGGAAAGGAUCACCCGACUCAUCCUCAACAGAAACAUCCAAACCUAGUCCACAGAAAGAUAAUGAUCAUCAAGAAAUCUUGGACCAAACUGGUGAACUAUUUAAGCCGGGGUGGAAAGAUAUUUUCCGCAUGAAUCAGAACGAACUAGAGGCUGAAAUCAGGAAGGUUUAUCAGGACUCAACACUUGAUCCGAGGAGAAAAGAUUAUCUCGUACAAAAUUGGAGGACCAGUCGAUGGAUUGCGGCUCAGCAAAAGUUACCUAAGGAAACAGAAACUGCAUUAAAUGGUGAAGUUGAACUUGGAUGUUCCCCGUCUUUUCGAGAUCCCGAGAAACAGAUAUAUGGAUGCGAGCAUUACAAGCGUAACUGCAAGCUUCGAGCUGCUUGUUGUGAUCAGUUGUUCACUUGUAGGUUUUGCCAUGACAAAGUAAGCGACCACUCCAUGGAUAGAAAAUUGGUGACGGAAAUGCUCUGUAUGCGGUGCCUCAAGGUGCAACCUGUUGGUCCCAUCUGCACAACACCUUCAUGCGACGGAUUCCCAAUGGCAAAGCACUAUUGCAGUAUUUGCAAACUUUUUGAUGAUGAAAGGGCUGUUUACCACUGUCCAUUCUGCAACCUUUGCCGGGUCGGGGAAGGACUAGGAAUCGAUUUUUUCCAUUGCAUGACAUGUAACUGUUGCCUGGGGAUGAAACUAGUAAACCACAAGUGCCUCGAGAAGAGCCUCGAGACAAAUUGUCCCAUUUGCUGCGAAUUUCUUUUCACAUCGAGUGAAGCAGUUAGAGCCUUACCAUGUGGUCACUACAUGCACUCAGCUUGCUUCCAGGCUUACACUUGCAGCCACUACACAUGUCCAAUCUGUGGAAAAUCAUUAGGAGAUAUGGCUGUUUAUUUCGGUAUGCUUGAUGCACUGUUAGCUGCAGAAGAACUUCCAGAGGAAUAUAAAAAUCGCUGUCAGGACAUUCUAUGUAAUGAUUGUGAACGCAAAGGAACUACACGGUUCCAUUGGUUGUACCAUAAAUGCGGGAGCUGUGGUUCUUACAAUACCCGUGUGAUCAAGUCCGAAACAACCCCCCCAGACUGCUCAACCUCAUCCUGAAAACACUGAGAGGUUUCACUCACUUUUUACUCCUUUUUUUCGGGUUUUACUUUCUGUUUCGCACAACAAUUUGAAGAAGCCCGUUCUGAUAGAUUUUUAUUUGUAUAGUCUCUGAGAUAUUAAGAUUUUGAAGAGUCUUUAUUUAGGUUACCUUUCCUUACUAUACAUUUUGGCUUGGACAAAGCCAAAAAUCGUUUGUUUCUGGAACAUCCCAUACCAUUUCGUCCUUCUCUUCCUCAUAAUCCGCUAUUUGUUUUUGCAUUAAGCUGAGACUUUUUCUUUGAAGAGUGUAAAUAGUUACAGUUUUUAAUAGAAAACUUUAUUGACU